This is a messenger RNA of Oncorhynchus nerka (sockeye salmon), 3041 nucleotides long. RefSeq names its product IQ motif containing D (gene drc10). The coding region runs from base 853 to 2166 and encodes 437 amino acids. Gene Ontology annotation, molecular function: protein binding. NCBI's taxonomy places the organism in Eukaryota, Metazoa, Chordata, Actinopteri, Salmoniformes, Salmonidae. The transcript has 4 exons. The record is from RefSeq and is a predicted model, not a curated record.
AUCUGAGCUGUCUGAUUGGCCAGAAGUAGGCAUAUAGGUACAUUUGAUUUUCUCCCUGGGUCUGCCGGGUAGGCGGAGUUCUACAUUCAGACACAUUGAAUGGUUCAAAAUUGGAAGGUUUUCUGAAUUCAAGUGCCCCUACCGCCAACAGCGCGAAACGAAUACAAAAAUUGGGAAUUCAAGGUUUUACCGAUGGGUUUUUACCAGAAAUGUUUGGUGCGAUUGAGUAUCUCUCUGGCUGUAGCGUUCACUUUCAAUUAUAAUACAGCGCUAUGAGACUAAAGGCAGUCCUUGUUUUUCAAAACAAGAGUUGAGCUUGAAAUUCAAAAGUUUAUCAAACAGACCGGCCGCCAUAAAUCGGACUUUAGUAAAAUGUUGUAAUAUAACAAGCUAAUGAGCCUAAAUUACAAUGCAUGACCAUGAGCAUUAUUUAUUUAUGCUAAUUUAUUUCAGUUAUUCGUCAACGCGAAUGGGCCCCUCCCCCACCCCACAUCUUUGGUCUCUUAGCAACUGUAUUGUAAACUAUCAACAUCGAUGUGAUGUUGUUUUCUAUGCUGCUGCCAGUAACGUGGCUAGUGUGGUUCGAUUUGCUUUAUUUAAGUGGUGUUUAAGUUCAGAGGAGGUAUGUUGUUUUCCUUUAGGCCUAACGUAAUGUUUUCUUGAUAAAAUGUUUUAUCUGCAUGGAAUCUUUAUCUUUUUGUAGCUAACGUUAAGUACAUUAUAUCUAAAAGUAAACUACACUAGACAUUAGGCAACUGUUAAUGUAGGUAGCAAAUAGUAAUAUUGUCCUAACGUUAGUGGUAAAUGUGUUUGUGAUGCUGAAUUGACCGAUGUUAUAGUGUUAAUUUGGGCAUGAUGUUUUAUUGUUUAAUAAGAUUCCCCCCUGUCUAUGGCAGUAUGUCUGCAGAGGUGGCCAUACAGCCCCUGGAGGAUGUUAGCCCCCAAAUUAUGUGCUCCAGUCCCCAACCCAGUCCACAGCCCCGGGCCAAAGUGCUCAGGGAGGACCUCCUAAAGAUCCUGGACCCUUCACGGAAGAAGCUGUCAUCCUUGGAGACGCAGCGCAUCGCAGGGGUGCUGGAAGACUGCAUCGCCAGGGUGGAGACGGUAGCCUUGCUGCCGGCUGUGCUGUCCCGCCUGGGAGGGCUGUCUGUGGGGUUGGAGUUGGAGGGGGCCUUACAGGAGCACCAGCACCUUGGAGAGAGGCUGGGGGGCCUGGGGCAGAAGCUGGUUGAGGGGGAGGCAGGGGAGAGAACGAGAGAAGAGUUAGAAAGGGCCAUCCCCAGCUCACUGAGGAACGUGCUCAGACUGCUGAGAGCUCAUCCAGCCACCACCCGAGCCCUGAGGGGUGAGGCAGAGGUAGGGGGGCAGGGGGUGAGUGAAGGGGUGCGAGGGCUGGUAGGGGGGCUGCAGGAGUUACGGGGGGUGCUGUUAGAGAAACUGCUCACGAGCCCGUCCGAGGAACGUCAAAGAACACGCUACAUGCAGGAGGUUUCGCUGCGCCAUGGCAACAACAUGGAGCUGGUUGCUACACUGGAGAUGGAAGUCGCUGCCGCCAUCAAAGACAGAGAUGCUGAGACCUCUAAGAAAAAUGAGGUGAUCAGGAAGUUGAAGAGCUCUCUGCACCAGAUGGAGAAGAUCUCUGAGGACUUUGUGUUGCGGACACAGCAAGAUGCCGACAAGCAGAACCAGUCAGACGCUAAGACCUCACAGGGGAGGCGGGCCCGCAUGCAGCAGGAAGCCAAUCAGCUGAGAGUUCAGCUUAACAACCUGAUUUCUGAGAACCGCGAGGUAGAGACUUCGCUCCGUAAGAAAAAAUAUAAAGUGGAGACAGAAAUAGAGAACUGGAUCCAGAAGUAUGAUGCUGAUAUGGGAGAGAAACAGUUUGAGCUGGAGGACAUGACAAGGGUCUAUGAGGAGGAGAAGGAGGAGCUGAGAGAGCUAGAGGAGGCGUAUGCUGUCCUGGAGCAGGAGUUCAGUCAGAUCCAGGAGGAGCGGCGUUUGGCCGAGGAGAGGAGGGAGGAGGAGCAGAAAGAGCUGGAAAAGAAGAGCCGUGCAUCCACCAUUAUCCAGGCUUACUGGAGGGGCCACCGUGUCCGUAAGGCCAUGAGGGGGAAGGGCAAGAAGGGUAGCAAGGGCAAGAAGGGAAAAGGCAAGAAGGGCAAAUAACAGCCCUGUGGAAAACUCGGCUAGACAAGGACAGUCCAUUAUUCCAGCAUGGUUUUUAUAUUUGUGGGAAAGAAGUGUCAGCUCUCCAAAAACACAUCCAUUUUCCUUUUCUCCUUUUGUACGUUUUCCUUUUAGGUGUCAGAGUUUAUUCCAAUAAAUACUGUGCAACGAAGUUCUUGAUUACUAUUGUAUGAUUACUACCCUGUGUUUGAUGUUAUCUAUUUUUAAGUGUUUCUUAAAAGAAAAGGGAAUUUUGUUAAACCAUUGUUUAAAAAUAUGUUUUAUUGAAACAUGUACAGUAUUGUAUUAAUGAAUCAGUUUAAAUGGAACUCAACAAUUUAUAGUUGUUAUGCAAAAUUGGUCAGAAUAGUAGAAAACUGGCACCAUGCAAUUGUUGGAUACAUUUGAUCAAGGCUUGAGAAACACUAAACAGUUUGGCCCUCUAUUGAUAUGUAUAGUUAGUAUUCCCUACAGUUGCCACUAGGUGUCAGUACUAGACUGAUUGCAGAAGUAUUAUUGUCAUCAUGCUACGUUUGCUCCACAGCAGUGGUGUAAAGUCGUUUUUAGGGGUAUCUGUACUUUACUAUUUAUAUUUUUGACAACUUUUACUCCAUUACAUUCUUAAAGAAAAUAUGUACUUUUUACUCCUAUACAUUUUCCCUGACACCCAAAAGUACUACCGGUAGUUACAUUUUGAAUGCUCAGGCAGGACAUCAAUAUGGUCCAAUUCACAAACCUAACAAUAUAAAGCUUUGCCAUCCCUACGGUCUCUGAUCUGGCGGACUAACUAAACACAAAUACUGUGUUUGUUUGUAAAUUAUGUCUGAGUGUUGGAAUGUGCACCUGGCUCUCCGUAAAUAAAAUAAACAAGACAA